Scomber scombrus (Atlantic mackerel) is the source of this 765-nucleotide messenger RNA. Its product is annotated as dual specificity protein phosphatase 18-like. The record is from RefSeq and is a predicted model, not a curated record. Gene Ontology annotation, molecular function: MAP kinase tyrosine/serine/threonine phosphatase activity. The coding region runs from base 217 to 765 and encodes 182 amino acids. Gene Ontology annotation, biological process: protein dephosphorylation. NCBI's taxonomy places the organism in Eukaryota, Metazoa, Chordata, Actinopteri, Scombriformes, Scombridae. The transcript has a single exon.
UAAUCCGCCCUACUCUGUCUCUGACUGGCUGAGCCUGGUAUCCUUACCUUAACCAUAACACUCCUUAUGUAUAAACCUAACCAACCCAGUCAAAGAUGGUAACGAGUACUAACCAAUCAGAGGCAGAGUAAAUUAAUUGGCGGUCCGCGGUGGCUCAACUUCCCAGCAUCGUUGUUAACUAAGUCGAUCGCCUUUUCCAGCUGAAGCACGCUGUUGAUGCAUCAGUCAGCUCCUGCAGGUCUCUCUGGCCUGUGUCGAGUCACGGAUCAUCUUUAUCUCAGUAAUGGCAGAGCAGCCCGUGAUGCCUCCCAGGUGACUCCUAACAAGAUAACUUGCAUCAUUAACGUCACUGAGACCAGGAGCAGCAGCCCUGCUCCUCCAGGGGUGGAGGAAUACAUCCACAUCCCUGUCUCUGACUCCCCGGCGUCUCCUCUCUGUGAUCACUUUGACAGUGUUGCAGAUCAAAUACAGCUGGUGGCAGAUGUCGAUGGCCGCACUCUGGUACACUGCAACGCCGGUGUGAGCCGCUCCGCCGCCCUGUGCAUGGCCUACCUGGUGAAGCACUGCGGUGUGACCCUCCUGGAGGCCCACAGGUGGGUGAAGACCUGUCGACCCAUGGUGAGGCCGAAUAAUGGCUUCUGGAAGCAGCUAAUUCAAUAUGAGAAGAAGCGUCGUGGUUGCACGUCUGUCCGGAUGGUCUCCUCCUCCAUGGGAGAAAUACCAGACAUUCAUGAAGAAGAGGCCAGAAAUAUGACGCCCCUAUAA